AGUGAGCAUGUCAGGGGCCGAGCACAGCGACAGCAACGGCCAUGGAGCCCCCAGCCUCAACACUGACCCCAGCCUCAACACUGACCCCAGCCUCAUCACUGACCCCAGCCUCAUCACUGACCCCAGCCUCAACACUGACCCCAGCCUCAACACUGACCCCAGCCUCAUCACUGACCCCAGCCUCAACACUGACCCCAGCCUCAUCACUGACCCCAGCCUCAUCACUGACCCCAGCCUCAUCACUGACCCCAGCCUCAACACUGACCCCAGCCUCAUCACUGACCCCAGCCUCAACACUGACCCCAGCCUCAUCACUGACCCCAGCCUCAUCACUGACCCCAGCCUCAUCACUGACCCCAGCCUCAACACUGACCCCAGCCUCAACACUGACCCCAGCCUCAUCACUGACCCCAGCCUCAUCACUGACCCCAGCCUCAUCACUGACCCCAGCCUCAACACUGACCCCAGCCUCAUCACUGACCCCCAGCCUCAACACUGACCCCAGCCUCAUCACUGACCCCAGCCUCAUCACUGACCCCAGCCUCAACACUGACCCCAGCCUCAACACUGACCCCAGCCUCAACACUGACCCCAGCCUCAACACUGACCCCAUCCUCAACACUGACCCCAGCCUCAACACUGACCCCAGCCCUAACACUGACCCCAGCCCUAACACUGACCCCAGCCCUAACACUGACCCCAGCCCUAACACUGACCCCAGCACAGCACUGCUUCCACCUGCUGACGAGAGGGAGAACGGGUUGUUUGAGGAAGUGAUAGUUCUCCCUGCUGACUCCAGACCUCCUCCUGGUGAAGGAGAGAAGGGGGAGGAGGAGCAGCGUGUACCUGUCAUUGCGUUCCAGGAGAACGGGAUCGUAAAACCGCUGAGUGAAUGAGUAGACGACCCUCCAACACAACACACAGCAGAUGUUGUCUGGAAAACAGAAGGAGAUGGAGGGGAGAGAGAUGGAGGUGUAGAAGGAGAAGAGAAGGAGCCAUGGACAGGCCUCCUGGUGUCCUGGUUUCUCCCUGUGUUACCACGGUAACAGUGUUACUCUUCCUGUAUUCUUCCAGAACCUCCUUCCAACGCUGCCCCCCUCCUCCUCCUCCAAAGAUGUCUCACAGCAUCUUCUGGCCUGGAAAGAAUCUGUUUCCCAACUCAAUGCUGUUCUCCACCUCCUAUUGAGUAUCACCUAAAUGCAUGUGUUCUGACUGUGC
Molecule: messenger RNA, 1218 nt
Organism: Coregonus clupeaformis (lake whitefish)
Lineage: Eukaryota; Metazoa; Chordata; Actinopteri; Salmoniformes; Salmonidae
Product: angiomotin-like
Exons: 3
Coding region: 42-896 (284 amino acids)
Source: RefSeq, a predicted model, not a curated record